AUGAAUGAUGUAACUGAGGUGUUCACCGAUCCAAAAGCACUCACUACAUCAGUAUUCCCACCAAAAAUCAAGGCAUUCAUGAAUUAUUUUGAUGAUUUUUCGAAGCAAUGUUAUAAAUCAGCAGUAGAACACGUUUCUCAAAAAAGAGCAAACAAGCUUAAAGCAGACGAUACAAAAACAACCGAACAUGAUGACUUAAUUGAAUAUUUUCAAUCUUUUUCUCUUCAAGAAAUCGCAAAUAAAAUUAAAGAUUUUCAGUUGUAUAAUAAGACUAACGCCUUUAAUGAUUUAUUCAGAGACAAGCUAAAUGAACUUCUAAAUGAACCACCAGGACACUUAGGAAUGAAAAUAUUAAUUUCGACAUUAUUUUGUGAUAUUUCAUUAAUCGCACAUUUCUUACAUUCAUCAGAAAAGUUCUCUAAUCAUGAAGAUUAUGAUUUCUGUAGAAGCGCUACAAAAAUGUUAAUCAAUUCUCCACAACCUCCUUUGUUUUAUCCAAAUAUUCUAGCGGAACCAACACAAUCUAUCGAAAUACCAGAAAUUGUUCCUGUUGUUCCUACGUCAAUUGCUAUUGUUGACAGCUCAUUUUACAUUGGUAUGCCAGACAAGCAUCUGGCGAUUGUGGAAGUGAAAGGAGACAAAACAAUUGCAUCCAAAAUUAUUCCUUUCGAGGUCUUUUCCGUUCCUUUUUCAAUUGUUACGAAAGGAAAAGUAUUAGUUUUCGUUGCAAAGGAUCUUCCACCCCUGAAACUUACUAAUGGUCACUUUUACAACCUACAGGUGAAGUUCCCUUUUUCAUCUGUAUUUAAUAAGAGUUUAAUUGCAAAUUUCGAACCCCCAACUAUUUCGGACGGAAACAAGUUUUACUGCGUCAGAUUUGGCGAUAAUCCGUCUAUUUCUACUUAUAUUAUUGAUGAUUUAAUUAUUCGUUACCAAGAUUCAGUCGGAUUAGUUAAAAAUGACCAAGAAAUGAUUCCUCCUUUUACAGAGUUACUUCCUUUGAGUCAAAAAAAUAUCGCUUCCAUGUCAGUUAAUGGCACAUUUAUAAAUUUCAUUUUAUUUCAAGAUGGUGUUCGAGUUUGCCGCAUAUUUAAUGUUAUCACUGGCUAUCAUCUGAAGGAUGUCCUGCUAACAUCAGAUAUGCCGUUCAAUUCCAUGAUUUUCGACCCACAAAGAUUAGGAAUUUGGAUUUUGACGGAUUCUACACUGAAUUUCUACAAGAAUUAUUCUAACAUAUCACAUUCAAUGAUCAAUUAUAUCAUUCCAAAGUUUAGAUCCGAUUAUUCAACUGCAAAAGACAAAUCUCAGCUCCAAAUAUAUACAAGUGCAUUAUCAACAUACACGCAACAGCUCAUUGGCUCAAAUUCACCUGAUUUAGUGUUCAGAUUUACUGGAAAAGGAACAAAUUGUUUGGAAUAUACAGUAAUUCAAUUUAUUAAAGAGAAAAAUUUCAAUUUAGCACAAAUGUUCAUGAUAUACUUACCAUUAAACUACGCACAACCAACAUUUCGUGAAGAAUACUCUUCUCAACUCUUGAAUUUGUUGAAUUCUUGUUAUUCAGACACUAAUUACAAACAAUUACAUAAGACGAUAGUAUAUUUAUUUUUGUCUUCACUCGACCACUUUAUUAUGACCGAUAAAAGAAUUUCCGAAAUUUUGCUUCAGAAAAUUCUAUCGUCUGCCGACAAAUAUUAUGUUUUAAUUUUCAGAUAUAUGGAUACGUCUAAGAGUUUCCUUUCGAUUAUGAAGCCAAAUCAACUCUCUGUUUUUGUUAAUUUUAUUUUCUCAUAUGAUUUGAAAAUUCCGGACUUUAUCUACGGUAUAUUGUAUUCUAUACAAGCUCAUGCUUGCUGUUCGCAGGAUCCUGUUCUAAUUAAUAUGCUUUUGCAAGAAUUUUCAACAAGAUUGCUGCAAACUUUCACAGAAACGAAUGAUUUCCAGAACACUAUCAUCACAAUACUUAUUGAGAAGUUCGUUGCCUGUCUAUCGCAUCUUGCUAAGAGGUUUUUAGAAUUUUAUAAGCUGUCAUUUAAUCUUUUUGGACUUUCCAGCGCCUUGACCAAAUAUAUAGAUGAUGGAAACUGCAAGAUGCUCAACAAACUGAUCUUUGAGUUCAAAUUUUCUGCUUUUAUGAUCGCAGCGAACCAAUUAAGGUCAAAACACUUCAUUAUCUCAAAGAACAUCCAGCUUAAUGAGUUUGCUGAUGGAAAAUACACGUUUAACCACCAAAUUCCUGAUUGUUUCAAAAAUAUUUUGGAACAAAUCUUCAAACAAUCAAUUGUUUACAGCCAAACACCGAAAUACAUACAGAAGAAAGUCGACAAACUCUGUGAAUUGAUCGAAAACAACCCAGAUCAGAAAGAUCUCUUCAUGGCAAGGGCUAAUUCGUUAAUUCCUAUACUUCCUCAGCCAUUUUAUUCCGUAGUUGGUCACCUGAGCGGCCACGAAGCCAAAAUUUUCAUCAAAAAGUCCGAAAUCCCCAUCACAGACGUUGUGAAAAUAAUGAUGGAACAUUUUGACACGAAAAACAACCUUGAUUUGCUGUUUUUCGACCAUGUACAGCAUAUAUUCCAGAAGCAUUAUGACAAGUUCUAUUACAUUGACCUCCAGAAGCUCCAGGAAUUCAUAAUGAAGUUUUAUUUGGAUAUCAAAUUCCCAAUUCCACUUUUGAAGUACUCGAAAUGCAAACUAAUAUAUUCCAUGAAGGACAUACUUGCAGGAGAUAUAAACAAUCAGUACGAAAGAUUCUGGGAAUUGGUUGAUAUGUCAAAUUUGGUCGAUGUCUUCACACAACAGAUCAAUAAUACGCCAAACGAUAUCUACUUCAGCAAGGAAUUACGUGUACAACUGAUAGACAUCCUUUUAAUGGCGAAAUUGAUUAUUAAAAACCGUAAAACUCUGGAUCCGGUCACUUCCAAGGUCUUAGAGAUCUGCAAACAUGUGUUUUACUCCGGAUACGCUCCAAACAUCAAGAUUUGUCUUGAAAUUUAUGAGAUGUUAUUCGAAUAUGACACAAAAAGCACAGAAUUCCUUUCUUACUGCAUCAAUGUUAUUGGCAAUACCAUGUUUAUGCAUGACAUUUGCAUUGAUCAGUCGAAUUUUGCAGGAAUUCUGCAUAUUGCAAAUUUAUUUGCAAUUUUCUUUAGAAGAUAUCUGAAGCAUAAAGAAAUAUACAACGAGUUCAUCAAUAUGCUUCGGAAUCCUUCGAAACAAGUCCAAUUGUUGCUGUUAAUAAUUUGUAAUAAUUAUUUUAACGUUCCAACAUAUGGACAAAAGGUUGAAGUGAUGCAGGAUGGAAAGCUUAUAUCAGGAACAGUUGAUAAACUUCAUUUACCGAAUGUUUUGAUCAUAAAUAACGAAAAUAACGAAAAGAUUUCGAUAAAUCCAGAAAAUAUCUUGAAAACAGUUGUAAAAGAACAUCAAGAUUUCGAUAUCUCUUUGUUUAAAGAUGAUUUCAAACUAAUCCUGGAUAUUUUCGAAAAUUUCGAAAAUGAUCAAAGCAUUUUCAGACCAUUUUACUUUGCAUCGCUUGCAACAUUUUGUGAAAUCGACGAAUUCGCUCAGAACAUGUCAGAAAAGUUGAUUCAAAAGAUUAUUGAAUAUUCUUCUUUGCCGAAGAGAAAUUAUGAGAAUUUAGAGAUGAUUUUCAUGAAUUCUCUGACGAUUUAUACUUCUCCUUUGCCGUUCUUCGCUUUUGACUCCGAAAAAGUCGAAAUUAUUGAUAAUAAAACUUCAAUUAUCAAUUAUCUAGCGAAAUUCGACAAAUUCUCCUUUGACGAUUCAUUAAUAUCAAUGGAGGAACCAUCAAAGUUCAUUUCAACACCAUUGCCGCUUUGUAUUCCUUUCGAAAUCGAUUUUGAAAGUUUCGAAAAUUCCGAAAAAGAAAAUUUCCAAAUUUUUGUCACUUUUUUGGGUGAAAAAGAUAAUUCCCGAUUUUUAACAGAGAAAACAGGCCAUAAAACCAAUCUAAAAAUAGUUUGCGAUCCAACAAGCAAAUUAUUAGCAGUUGGCGAAGAUAAUUAUUUAAUUCAACCAUGUGUUGACAUUUGUUACAUAACUAUUUUGUUAUCUGCAGAUGUUUUCAUUAAUUAUCAUGUGGGAAUCGAUUUUUGUUACACGAAACAAACGAAAUGGCCUGAAAUUUUCAAAAUUCCUAAACUUAAAAAAGAAAAAAUUGAAGAAAUCCCGUUUGAAGACUCGAUUUCGAAUCUUUGGUCAAUAAUGAAUGAUUACUCACUUGAAUUAUCAUCCAAAUAUUGUAGACAAAGUCUUUCAUGUCUUAUCAAUCAAAGGAAACAAGAUUUUAGAUUAAUUUCAUCAUUUGUUUUUAAUCAAAUUUUUGAAAUUGAAAAAUUCAAAAAUUUGAUUUCAGAAGAGUUAAUUGAAGCAGUUUUUGAAAUGUGUGAAAAGAAAUAUGAUGAAAUGAAACAAUUGAAUAUUUCAUUUAAUAAUAAUUCAGCAUAUUUCAGUGACGAGAAAGAAGAAAAUUCAUUAGAAAUCAGAGAAAAUGUUUAUUUGAAUAUUCCAGAAAAUGAAAAUUCGGAAACAAUUAUUUCAUUCAAAUCUAUUUUAAAUGAUUGUUUGACAAUUGUUUCUUUUAUUAGCAAAGACAAAGAAGAUUUCCUCGAAAGAAUCAAGUCAUUUGAACAGUAUUUUAGUGAUUUCGAAGAUUUCACUCAUAUCAAAGAUAUUUUUAUUCAAUCAAAGUAUUGA
Trichomonas vaginalis G3 is the source of this 4713-nucleotide messenger RNA. RefSeq lists its product as uncharacterized. The record is from RefSeq and is a predicted model, not a curated record. The transcript has a single exon. Bases 1 to 4713 code for a protein of 1570 amino acids. Lineage: Eukaryota; Parabasalia; Trichomonadida; Trichomonadidae.